This is a messenger RNA of Microsporum canis CBS 113480, 1452 nucleotides long. RefSeq names its product aminomethyltransferase. Gene Ontology annotation, molecular function: aminomethyltransferase activity; protein binding. Gene Ontology annotation, biological process: glycine catabolic process. The coding region runs from base 1 to 1452 and encodes 483 amino acids. NCBI's taxonomy places the organism in Eukaryota, Fungi, Ascomycota, Eurotiomycetes, Onygenales, Arthrodermataceae. Gene Ontology annotation, cellular component: mitochondrion. The transcript is spliced from 2 exons. The record is from RefSeq and is a predicted model, not a curated record.
AUGAAACCAGUCGCAAGAGUACCUCAAUUCGCCAGAGGUGGCUUCCUCCCAUCCAGAGUGAGCUCCAGAUGCUGGAAUGGAGCUAUCUACGGCGCUCAAUUGAGUCGGCAUUACCGUCAGGUUCACGGAGCUCCGACUGUGAGAUGCCGGCAGCCAUUGAGUACCAACCUUGUAGCAGGAAAACUAUCGGGCUUGAGAUAUGCUUCCAGCUCUUCUACGGCUGAAUCAGAUAUCAAGAAAACGCAGUUCUAUGACUUCCAUAUUGAGCAUAAAGGGAAGAUGGUCCCGUUCGCGGGGUAUUCUAUGCCCCUACAAUACGGCGACCUGAGCCAUGUUGAGAGUCACAAGUGGACCCGAGAGAAGUCCAGUUUGUUUGACGUGAGCCACAUGGUACAACAUCACAUUAUCGGGCCCGGCGCACGAGAUCUAUUGAUGAAGAUUACUCCUGCCUCCCUUGACUCGCUAAAGGAUAACCAUUCUACCCUCUCUUGCCUUUUGGAUGAGAGUACUGGCGGAAUUGUCGAUGACACUGUGGUCACCCGACUUGGACCCGAGUCUUUCUACUUUGUGACAAACGCUGGCCGACGCAAGGAAGACCUGGAGUUUCUGACCAAGGAAAUUGAGGCUUUCAGAAACACUCAGGAUCCCUCCAAGCGUGACUCGAUCAUAAGCUGGUCUAUCCUCGACAGCAGGGCUCUAAUCGCCCUUCAGGGCCCCGCAAGUGCGAACGCACUGCAAUCCCUGAUCAAGAAAGAAACUUCCGCCGAGACUGACCUGUCAACUCUCUACUUUGGUCAAUGUCGUCAGCUCCAUUUAACCUUCCCCGACGGAUCAAGUACUCCAUCACGCCUCCUGAUUUCUAGAACGGGUUACACUGGCGAAGAUGGAUUUGAAAUCUCUAUUCCCACUGAACAAGAUGCCAAUCUACCUCGCCGCGUAGCCGAACUUCUCAUUUCCAACCCAGAUGUCAAACUCGCAGGUCUAGCUGCUCGCGAUUCUCUCCGCUUGGAAGCUGGGAUGUGCCUCUACGGCCAUGACAUAUCUCUCGCUGAGACCCCACCCGUUGCUGGUCUUGGUUGGGUCGUUGGCAAAGACCGACGGGACCCAUCGUCCCCAUUAUCCAAGUUCAACGGGGCUUCCACUAUCCUCCCACAGCUCGCCUCCCCCGCCAAGACACUCACUCGACGACGAGUAGGCUUUACCGUUGAAGACGGCGCACCUGCUCGUGAGGGAGCAGUCAUUGUCGACCUCGCAGAUGGUAAGACCGAAGUUGGAGUGGUAACCUCUGGCCUCCCCAGUCCAACUCUCGGCGGCAAGAACAUCGCCAUGGGAUACAUUAAACAAGGGCUGCACAAGAAGGGAACGGAAGUUGGUAUUCUUGUCCGCAAGAAGCUCCGCAAAGCCACCGUCACCCCUAUGCCAUGGAUUGAAUCCAAGUUUUACAGGGGUUAA